Messenger RNA from Durusdinium trenchii, 3157 nucleotides. Lineage: Eukaryota; Dinophyceae; Suessiales; Symbiodiniaceae. The record is from the annotation of a GenBank genome assembly.
CUUGCUUUUGCUUCCCUUUCAUGUUGCAAUGUCAACGUGGUCACUUGAUGGGCCGCAGACAAGUUAGAUCAAAGAAGCUACGCAUUCCGCUAAGCCCAUCUGCACCUGCCAUGCCCGUGGAGCCGGCAGCUGAUAUGUUCGGCAAGGAAGGAAGCACGGUGCAGGUCGUUUGCAACCACUUUGUAUUGAGGAUUGAGGCGCCGGAACCAUGGUGUGCAUGGCAGGUGCAGAUGGACUUGGUGGGUGCUCCCCGCAGGGGUGAGAAAGAAAGGACUCCGCCUAUGACUGUUGGGAUGCGACAGGCGGCGAUGAAGAACCUUCUUCAGGACCGCCAGGACCUCAACGCUGCAGAUUGGUGCUACGAUGGCGACCUCCGCCUGUACACCAGAACGGCGACGGUGCAGGUCAUCCGUUCGUCCAGCACAUCCACAGUGCAGCUGCGCAAUGCCCAAAUUCAGGUGAAGAUCACCGAGGUCAAGGACCCAAAUGGAAAGCACCAGGAGCUUGACUUGCAGAGACUCGAUACUGAGGAGCUGCGGUUUAUACAUGUGGCAAUGAAACAGGACUCUCAUGGCGACGAGGAGAGGGUGGUGGUUGGCCAGAAGGUGGUUUGUCCGAAGCUCCAACUGGCUUGCAUGACGGAACGUUCUUUGCUGUAUGGCCGUGAGGUAUGGAUGGGCUACAUGGCGAUGGUGCAGCUUGUGCAGAGCAGAAGGGGAAGAACUCCAACGCUGCUCUUGAACCUUGUUUCAAGUGUGGGCCUUCCUGAGAUGCCUGCGAUUGAGCUUUUGGCACAUUUCCUGAGGGGGAAAUGGACCAACAAGGAGUGGAUUGAGUAUUUGGGACAGGGACACGGUGAGCGAGAUGUGCAAGGAAUCAUCGACACACUCAAUGGUCCACUGGGUAUGCGUGGAUUGCGCGUGCAGUAUCAGGGUAAGAAGAAGAUUGUGAGUGGUAUAACUCAGAAGCCUGCUCGUCAUCUCUGGUUUUCCCAUGCGGAAUAUGGCAAUGUUUCUGUGCAAGAGUACUUCUUAAAGAAGUACAACACGGAGCUGAAGUAUCCACACUUGCCAUGUCUUCAGUGGGGCCAGUCCUGUGUCCCCAUGGAGUUGGUGACGAUCCUUGGUGGACAACACAACAUCGAGGCUGGCAAGCAGAGGCCAGAGUACCAAGCGGCACUCGCCAGGAUGACUUUGAGCCCCCAUGAUUGGCUGCAGGAAAUCCAGAGUCUAUGCCAAAACCAGCGCUUUGGUCCUCAAACGUCGUUGCACAAUCUGGGCCUCGAGGUCACACUUGAGCCGAUGAUGGUGAUCGGACGCGUGCUGCCUGCACCAGGUUUGCAGGCGAAGAACUCUUCGCUACUGGAGCCCAAUAGCUAUGCCAGGGAGGUGCAGGCCAUUGCUCCGCCCAAGUUUCAGGUGAGCUGGGGUGUUUGGUGCUUUGCCAGCCAGGGGCAGCAGAGCGAUCUGGACUGGUUCCUUGAGGAGUGGCAGCGCAAGGGACAGCAUCACGGCAUCAACUUCGCCCCAAAGCCAUACCCGAAACUUUGGGGACAUCUUGUGGAGGAGGAGGAUCAAGUGAAGGAUAUGAUCAGCAAGUUGCUUCAAGAUCACAAACGUCCUAAGUUGCUUUUGGUUCUUCUGCCUGGCAAAGGCAACACCUUCUACCCGUGUCUGAAGACCUUGGCUGAUACAGUCCCUGGCUUUGCCACUCAGUGUAUGUUGUGCCAAGGGAAACGAGACCAAACACAGUUCCAAGCCUUGUCCUCCAAGCUUGACAACGUGCUGCUCAAGGUGGUCAACAAGCUUCCUUCCACGAAAGACGCAGGUGCCGCUCACAGUGUAGAGCUCGCCCAGCCACACCGCAUCUUGAGCUCCAAGACGAUGGUGAUUGGAGCUGAUGUCACCCAUGGUUGCGGAGGCCUAUCAGUGGCAGGGGUGGUGGGCAGCUGUGAUGGCAGCUUCGCCAGCUAUUUUGCCAUCCCGCGUGCGCAAAGCCCUUUUGCCCUCAAUGGGGAGAAACGACGGAGCCGACGUAGCGAGGAGAGGAUCGUGGAGUUCGAAGACAUGGUUCAGGACUUGUUGCAGCUUUGGAAGCGGGACAAUGGAAGUUUCCCUGAAAACAUAUUGUACUACAGGGAUGGGGUUUCAAACGGUCAGUUCAGCCAGGUCUUAAAUUACGAGAUGGCUGCGAUGGACAAGGCCUUCCAGAAGUUUGACAUUCGACCCAAACUUUUGGUUCUCGUAUGUCAGAAGCGGCAUCAAACCCGCUUCUGGAAGAAAACUGACAGCAGCAGUUGCAAAGGCAAGGGCAAGGGCAAGAAUUGUAAAGGCAAGAGUGUGGAAGGUCAGUACGAGAACGUGCCGCCUGGUUUUGUGGCAGAUGAGGGCAUUGCCGCCACAUCGGGUUUCCCGAACUUCUAUUUGGUCGCUCAUAAAGGCUUGAAGGGCACAUGCCGUCCCUGCCAUUGUAGCGUUCUGCACAAUGACCUUAGCCUCAACAUGGAUGAUGUACAGAGGAUCACAUACGAGCCCUGGCCCACAGCUUAUAAAUUGUUGCUUAACAUUGGUGUUUUUUGUCCUUUCUCCUUUUUUGGAAGCUGUUCAGAUGAAUGAUGUUUGGAUGAAUCAUGAUGAAUCACGGUGGUGGUUUGUGGUGUGGACUGAAUUGCAACCACAGGAGCUAUGCCACUUGUAUUCUCGCGCGGACAAGACGGUGUCCUACCCAGCCCCGGCCUACUAUGCUGACCACUUGUGCGAGAGGACAAAGUUGUACCUUGAGACACUCUAUAAGAGUGACAUCGGUGAUAGCGAUUCCACAAGCACGGAGAGGAUAGUCCAAGAGGCGGAAGAACGCGUCCAAGAGUUCAACCAGACGCAUGCAAAGAAGCUUGCUGCUGAAUUUCAGCAAGGUCGACACUUCUUUUGCUGAGGUUGACGCAAGAGGCCAUUGGCAUGCUGCAGGCUUGCUAGCGUGAGUUCGCCCAAGACAUUGUAGUCCUUGCAGUCCCGGACUCCUCCAGUGUUGUCGAAGGUUAGCUUGUCGAGGCUGGCCGCUGCCGCGGAUGGCAGGGCGGUGCACCCGCCACCCGGGCCUUAGCGAAAAGUACAGAGCUGGGCCCGUGACAUCAAAAACAUUUACCAAAUGGAGAGAAAAA